This is a messenger RNA of Ylistrum balloti, 2139 nucleotides long. RefSeq lists its product as uncharacterized. Gene Ontology annotation, molecular function: calcium ion binding. The transcript is spliced from 13 exons. The coding region runs from base 1 to 1866 and encodes 621 amino acids. The record is from RefSeq and is a predicted model, not a curated record. Lineage: Eukaryota; Metazoa; Mollusca; Bivalvia; Pectinida; Pectinidae.
AUGCACAUACUCACGUUAUGUGUAGUUUUCCUCGUCUCAUUUUAUCCGACACAGACUAAAUACCUUGGGGGAACCAUCAGUUGGCGGAAGUUCGAAGGAUCGAUCCGAUUCGUGUACCGCAUGACCUGGGAGAAAGGGACAGGGCCAUGUGGUUCUUCGUGUUCUAGUGCUGAUCUGAUAUCUAAGAGCCACCUUCCACCAUCUCUAAACUCCUUGUCUUGGAAAUGCACUUCCGGUUGCACCGGAAGUCCUGUCUUGGGCGACGUGAACUACUUUCUGACAUCAGUGAGUAAUGAAGUACCGGGAUGGGAACAGGGCGAGGAUCAAUUCUUUUACAAUCUGACUGGGACAGGCCCAUAUAGUAUAUCGAUUGAAGGCCUUUCUUGGCCAAAUGCCACCGAUCUUGGCAGAAUGGUGACGUCAGUUAACCUCGGGGUUCGCAACGAUACCAAUGUCUCUAACGCCAGUCCCAUCGCAGCAGUCCCGCCCUCUGUUGGAAUUCCUUUUGACUGCGAAAGCGUAAUCAGUCUGCCGAUAGAAGAUCCGGAUGCGGACACGGUGAGAUGUCGUCUGGCUACAUCCAUGGAGUGUGGAGACGCUUGCACUGAUUUGCCGCGCUUUGUCCUUAACGAGGAGAACUGUACACUGACCGUGCAUACAACCAUUUCUAAUGGAUAUCAACCAAACACACUUUAUCGUGUCACCGUCAUGAUUGAAGAUUUCCCAGAUUACACCAUCAGUGUCGGAAACGAGAUCAAGAACCCUCGUCACUGCCUCAGUAAGAUACCUUUACAAUUUGCAGUGAGAGUGCUGUCUAGUAGAGAAGGAUGUGACGAUCUCGCCAUGACGUUUACUAGACCAGAUAUUCCGGACGGUAUCCGUUUCCCAUAUCCCCCCACUGGACCUUUGUUCCAGACCCUGUCUUACUAUAUUGCAACACCAAACGUUAGUGGUACCGAUUUCGUGGUGAGUUUGGCUGCUAUGUUUAACCACAGUAAGAUCCCGGAUGACAAAAAUAGGACAAACGUGACCCAUCUGUAUGGAUCGUGGUACUCGCGUCAGGACCAGUCUGGAGAUUCUCUCAACUGUGUUUGGGGAAGACGACAAGACGGCCUCACAACCGUAGAGAAACGUUGUAUGACUGUGUAUCUCAACGAUGUUGACCACUGCAUCGGAGGUCCAUUCUGUAAACGUAACGGCACAUGUAUAACACUCUACAAACGUUACACGUGCAAAUGUCCACACGGCUACAAACCACCAGAUUGUGAGCUACGUGUGAGUUGCCUUGACUUCCCUUGCAAACACAAUGGGUCUUGUGUAGAUACCGGCACAUUGUACAAGUGUAUAUGUCCGCCAAAUUACUAUGGGGUAGACUGUGAAUGGAAGUAUGACGAAUGCUUAAGUGCACCUUGUCAGAAUAACGGCACUUGCAAUAAUGACGUCACAGGUUUCACUUGUUCUUGUCCAGCUAACUAUACAGGCAACACAUGUACAACUCUGUCAGUUUCUUCCCUGGACAUGCGCGUGAUGGUGGAUAACCUUGACCCACCCGUCGUCUGGCCAAUAGUAGUCGGCGUACUCGGUGGACUUUCGCUAGCUGCAACCACUGGUGCGUGCUGUUGGUGGUACCUUGGUGCAGCUAAGCGGCGUCGAAGGAAAAAAGAAAAGAAAGUUGAGCCUUCUUCGCGAUGGGUUGACGAUUCCAGGGACGUCUCACGCCCGCCAAGCAAUACUAUCCCCAAAGAAAGAUCUACGCAUAAUUCUGAAUUCGCCAACGGACCUCCUGAAAAAUCUGAAAAAUCACGUGAUGGCGGUAUGGGCGGAUCUGACAUCACAGCUAGUGCCACGCAUGCGUCAGACUUUUAACCUUAAACAACAAACAUAUAAUAACAUUAAAUCAUCGAACCACAACCAGACCUUUGUGGUCAACAGGCGCCAAAAGUGACUGACAUAUCAUAAUUACGUUGGACAGGAGUAUGCGAUGUUUCACUUACACGUAAAGCGGAUGUUUAGACUGCGCAUGAAUCUGGAGCAGGAAGUGAUUCACCUUAAAUGUAAACACUUUUGUAAUAUCUUUGAUAUUUACUGUUGAUUUCCUUUCAAGAAAUACAACAAAAUAAACUCAGACACUAUCUGAUA